UACUAUUCCAGCUAUGACUUCACACCUAUGGACUCUUCUGCCGUGUAUGUGUUAAGUAGCAUGGCUCGCCAGCGCCGCGCGUCUUUGUCUUGUGGAGGAUCUGGUGGUCAAGACUUUGCAGGAUCUGGAUUCAGUAAAAACUGUGGCUCACCUGGAUCGUCACAGCUCUCUUCCAAUUCUUUGUAUGCUAAAGCUGUCAAAAACCACAGCUCAGGGACUGUGAGUGCCACUUCUCCUAAUAAGUGCAAGAGACCAAUGAAUGCCUUCAUGCUUUUUGCCAAAAAAUACAGAGUUGAAUAUACUCAGAUGUAUCCAGGGAAAGAUAACAGAGCCAUAAGUGUGAUCCUUGGUGACAGGUGGAAGAAAAUGAAGAAUGAAGAGAGAAGGAUGUAUACGUUAGAAGCAAAAGCUUUGGCUGAAGAACAAAAACGUUUAAAUCCUGACUGUUGGAAAAGGAAAAGAACUAAUUCAGGCUCACAACAACAUUAAACCAGGAUGCUUAUGUUCUUAAGUCUGAAUGCAGAAACAAUUGACUCUUGAUGGAAAGACUUAAUAAGAUCAGUCUCACCAUUUGUCCUGAGUUCAAGUGAUCGUAAGAUACUGAUAGCAUUUGAGUCUUCAAAUGAUUUAAUAAUAUGAGUGAGGAUUUGCUUUCUCCAUUAGAGCAUUAAGUAAGCUAAAACUAUCAACAUUGUAAACCAAAUUGCCUUAUUUUCCUUCCGAACUUCAUAUAUGUCUAUCAGGUAAUAUAGGCUUGAAAAUUGAUAUCCUGUGGUGCUAAAGUACAGUAGAAAGAGAGGAGAAGUGUAUACAUGUUUUAUUUUAAGUUGUAAAAGGGGAAUUUAAAAGUAUGUAACUGCUGUUUAUACAUUGGCUCCUUACUGCUUAUUAAUCUGUAUUGUACACAUGAUGGAAUGAAGCAGAAGCUGGGACUUGGCCUUUCCAUGAGCAUCCACCACAUGGCCCAGCAUCUGUGCCAAACACAGGCGCGCCUAGUCUGGCCAGUGCCAAGAGCAAACGUGUGGCAGGUAGAUGGUGCUGCAGUGAGCACAGGCACACUUGAGUGUAUAUGUGCACCAGGUGGCAGCACUUUACCACAAUUUCCAGUGGACAGUGAGUCAGGCCAAGGCAGAGUUAGUUAAUAGCAUUGGGAUAGUCACUGUAAUGGUGCUAUUAACAGUCAACACCAUUGUAUUUUUAAACUUUGUGUUCUGUAUCUUCUCAGCCACAUAUCUUAAGUAUAUUUCAUCAUCAUAUCUUUAUGGUGGGGGCAGACUUUGCACUUAUUGCAGUGCAACACUUGCACUUUACUUUUCCUCCAACUGUCUAAAAUUGGAGCAAAUACAUUGGCAAUACAGCUGCUUUUGCUCUGAGCUACAAUCAUGGCUUUUCAUGUAAUUUACCAAGUGGUGUUUCUGGUUAGGAAUCACAGCUGUAAAACUGAUUUCAGUUCAUUACACUUCUUCAUGAUGUUGCCCCUCAAUUUUGCACAUUAUAUUCUUGUAUAUUAUUUCAAAUAAAAUGAAAAAAAAAAGGUUAUCUCUGACUUCUGAUUGACCUUGACUGAAUUUUAUGUAUAAAUUGUUAGACUAGAAUCUGAAGGAGGACAACAACAAAGUUUGCCAGAAGACUCGUUUUUGAUUUUAAGUUUCUAAUGAGAGCUUGAAAAAAAAACAAAGAAAUGAAAUUCAGAAAAGGGCUAUAGAAAAGAUAGAAUUUAAGAUUAUAGACAUUUCAUAGAAGAAGAAAAAAUACUUGGUCUUUUCCAUAGCCACCAGUCUCUUGCUUUUAAUAAAUUGACCAAGUACAAAGAAAACCAAGCUUCAUUAAAGAUACAGCAUAACACAUUUAAAGAACAGCCCUAAACUUGGCCUUGGGGUAUGUUGCAGAUGUAGAAUCCUUUUAGGGAUAUUUAAUUUAAAACAGUGAUACCUGGCUCCCCUAUUCCCUGUAACUACUCGAGGUGCAACUUGAACAUUAGAUUCUUACAAGUUGUACUGGUGUUAUGAACAUGGAACCAAAUUUGGGAACCAGUGGGUGGGCUAUAUAUACUUAAAAGGCAGGCAGGCAGGCUGCAGGAAGCUGAGUGCCUUGAUCAUGUCCCUUUAAAAG
This is a messenger RNA of Dipodomys ordii (Ord's kangaroo rat), 2112 nucleotides long. Its product is annotated as HMG box-containing protein 1-like. Bases 28 to 489 code for a protein of 153 amino acids. Gene Ontology annotation, cellular component: nucleus. The transcript is spliced from 3 exons. Gene Ontology annotation, biological process: regulation of transcription by RNA polymerase II. Gene Ontology annotation, molecular function: DNA-binding transcription factor activity, RNA polymerase II-specific; RNA polymerase II cis-regulatory region sequence-specific DNA binding. NCBI's taxonomy places the organism in Eukaryota, Metazoa, Chordata, Mammalia, Rodentia, Heteromyidae. The record is from RefSeq and is a predicted model, not a curated record.